CUGUUGUGGCGGCCUAAGUCCAAGCACCUACUGUCCUGCGCUCUUAACUCUGGUCAGGGGAAAGAUGACAAGUCCGCAAGGCAUGGCAGCCGGGAGCUCAUCGUUGACCUCCAGCCUCACCAACUGGCCCACCCUCUUGGGUCUGAUCUCUGUUACCUGGUCGGCGCGGGCAGAUGGACUCCCGGGCUGCAGGUUUGCGGGCUCUUCUCCCUUGCACCUCUCAGCAACAUUUGCUCCUCGGCUUGUGGCAUGUGAUCUUGCCGCUCGAUUUGCUGUUGCCAAUAUAUUUGUAGUUGUUCCUGUUGUUGCUGCAGGACUUGCUGUUGUUGGCAGCACAAUUGUUGUUGCCAAUGCAAGUGCAGGUGUUGGAGGAACUGUUGUUGUUGUAUCAUCCUCUGUUGGUACUGUUGUUGAUGAUAUUGUGCGAGUUGAACUUGCAAUAGGAGGUGGUACUGCUCCUCGUAGACUCUCUGUUGCAUGGCUUGUUGUUGUUGAAAGUGAUGAGCUUGUUGUGCCGUUUGGUUCAGCACUUGGAUUUGUGCAUGGUGUAUGCUAUGCUGGUCUCGCCUCGGGGGUUGCUCGUGCCAUGCCAACAGCUGUUGUUCGUGUUGCCAUGUUUAGAGCUGCUGCUCAAGUUUCAGUGUGUGCAAUUGUUGUUGGCCCAGGAGAGGCAUUUCUAGUUGAGGCUGUUGGUCUCCUUGGUGUGUCAACUGUUGGUAUGUGUGGUGAGUGCGGUCUUCCGUCUGCUGUGUGUAGUCCACCGGGUGGUCCCCGGGAGGCUGAGGCAUUCCCAUAUGUGGCUGUUGUUUUCCCUGGUGCGUCAACAAUUGGUGUUGUUGCGGCUGUACAUCCUCCAUGCAGUAAUCCUCGAGAGGCUCCAGGGACGACAACAGUUGCUGACGUUGCUGCUGGUGCGGUUGCUGCUGGGUAUCCCCCCUGUUUUGAUUUUGGGUCAACAGUUGGGGAGGACACUGCUGUCGAGCUUGGUCUCGAGAUUGCUGCCCCGGAGGGUUGUCUCGGUGCAACUCUCCCGGAUCCAGUUCCAGGUGUGACAGGAGGGUUCGCGGUUGUUGUCCCAAUCCAUCUUCGACAUGGUACGGUUGCGGGAGAGCAGUUGCAGCAGCGUGUAGCUUCACUGGUUCCAGUUGCAAUUGUGACGGUUGGGUCAUCGGUUGCUGCUGUUCCAAUCGGUCUGUUGACCGGUGCUGUUGCAGGAGAGCAGUUGGCUCGACCUGACCCUUAAGUCGGGUACAUUCCAGAGAGUGUCGUUCCUCUAUCGCAGGUAUGAUCGAUUGUCGGGGGGCAGGUCCGGGGGCAGGUUUGGGAGUGGCAAUGCUUCUUUGUUUGAUUGGGAGGAACUUUUUUUCCCCUGUAAUCAGAGAGACUACCUCUCUCACGUGAGGUGCCAUUCUUGACUUGUCUGCUGCAGAUUGCCCAGUUGCGUCCAAAUCCCGGUCCACCUCACCAUCUGUGUGGCAGGGUUUAUACAACGGGCUGCCAGUGGUGGAUGUUGGUGGCUGUAGGGCAGGAUGUUUGUCAUUCUCCUUGUCGGUGCCCCGAUGGAGAGGGAAAGCUGCACCUUUUAUUUUGUUAAGAAAUGAAUUGGCUUUGAGCCA
Molecule: messenger RNA, 1616 nt
Organism: Chara braunii
Lineage: Eukaryota; Viridiplantae; Streptophyta; Charophyceae; Charales; Characeae
Source: the annotation of a GenBank genome assembly